Drosophila elegans is the source of this 718-nucleotide messenger RNA. RefSeq lists its product as uncharacterized. Bases 57 to 545 code for a protein of 162 amino acids. NCBI's taxonomy places the organism in Eukaryota, Metazoa, Arthropoda, Insecta, Diptera, Drosophilidae. The record is from RefSeq and is a predicted model, not a curated record. The transcript is spliced from 2 exons.
AAUAACACCAGCAGCACUCCUGCGGUGUGAAGAUCUGAUAUCUGAUUGCGAAUAGCAUGCAAAUCAAGUGGCAAGCGUCUGAAAAUCUCAAAUCGAACUUAUAUCGCCAAGAGCCGAAUUCGAGAGCCAACUCCUCGGAGAGCAACAAUAACAGCACGCGCCGUGAUUCACACACCAAUCUGUAUGGCUCUGCUCUGUUCUGCUCUGCACUGGGUGAUCGUCGAUGUCGCCUCCGUGCUGAGCUGCACUGGGAUCUCGUCUUGGUCUCCAGAUCGCAGCUGGGUUCAGCGUACGACCUUUGGAGUGCAGUGACUGUGACGCAGUAUCGAUACCCGGCACGGCACUCGGUAUCCAGCAUCGGCGCUUGGAUACUCGGCAGUCGCAGUCCGAAGAUGCGGCGUUUUAAUCACAGUUUAUGUGGAUGGCCAUUAUUAAUCGGCAUAUGCCCGCCAAUGUGCACCGGCAAUCAUUCUCCAUGCGGCUAUGCACUGAAAGCAAUCGGACUGGAACCUAAACUACUUCUAUUAAAAUAUUCAAAUAAAUAAUAGUAUUUUAACCUUUAAAAGGUUUUUAUUACUUAACUGAAGUUAGGGUGCUAUACAAAUCGUACCAGUUCCUUACUAUUACCAAUAAGAAUUUUUAAUAAACGAAGUUAUGUCGAAUUUUCGGAUUUGUGAAAGAAAGAAAGCCGAAAUUUAAGUACUCUUCCUUAUACAAA